This is a messenger RNA of Dromiciops gliroides (monito del monte), 6054 nucleotides long. It is a transcript of the gene PLCG1, whose product is annotated as phospholipase C gamma 1. The record is from RefSeq and is a predicted model, not a curated record. Gene Ontology annotation, biological process: positive regulation of epithelial cell migration; phosphatidylinositol-mediated signaling; phospholipid catabolic process. The coding region runs from base 674 to 4552 and encodes 1292 amino acids. Lineage: Eukaryota; Metazoa; Chordata; Mammalia; Microbiotheria; Microbiotheriidae. The transcript has 34 exons. Gene Ontology annotation, molecular function: protein binding; phosphatidylinositol-4,5-bisphosphate phospholipase C activity.
CGGCCCCUCUCCCCGCUCCCCGCUCCCCGCUCCCUCUGCAGCUAGAGCUACGGACGCCACCGGAUGUGGGGCGGGGGAGGCCGGGGGCAGCGGGGGCCCGAGAGCCCGGGGGCACCUAGGAGACCCGGCCGGGCUCCCGCCCAAAAGACCGAGAGAGAGAAGAGAGGAGACAGGGAGAAACAGGCAGACAGGGAGAGGCCGGGAGGCAGGGGCAGUCAGACUGGGAGCCGCCCUGCAGCUCAGCUUCAUUCUCCCCCAAUUCUGGAGCCAAUGCACGUGUUGAUUUAGGGGCAAAAGACCCCCCUCCCCAUCAGCCCCUUCCUCUCCACCCCCUCAAGCAUAAGCAAGAGAGAGAGAGAGGGGAAGGCGGGCCCAGGUAGCAGCUGUGCCCGGGACGUGAAACUGACUCAGGCUGUAGGCCAUUACUUCCUGAGUUUUCGGGAGAUCUUAUCUGUCUCGAAUCGAUGCCGGGGCUCUCAAGAUCGGAAGACUGACAAGGGGCUGGGGCGCCAGACCGGGACGGUGCGGGCUGUUGGAAGGAGCCGCAGCCGCGGCUAGGAUUGCUGGCAGACGCAGCGCUCGUCCGGACGCUGCCUCCUGAGCGCCCUCCGGGGCUCCUCGGCCUGCAGUUUGGGACAAACUCGGAUCUGGAGGAGAGCAGGAGAUCCCCGGAAUGAUGGCAGGGGUGGGGGCCCCCUUCGCCAAUGGCUGCGGGUCCUUCUCCCCGUCGGAAGCCGAGGCUCUGCACCUCUGCCGGAGUUUGGAAGUGGGCACAGUCAUGACCUUGUUCUACUCCAAGAAAUCCCAGCGACCAGAGAGGAAAACCUUCCAGGUCAAGUUGGAGACCCGGCAGAUCACGUGGAGCCGUGGGGCAGAUAAAAUCGAGGGAGCGGUUGAUAUUCGUGAAAUCAAAGAGAUCCGUCCCGGGAAGACCUCUCGUGACUUUGACCGUUACCAGGAGGACCCGGCUUUCCGGCCUGAUCAGUCCCAUUGCUUUGUCAUCCUGUAUGGCAUGGAAUUCCGCCUGAAAACUCUGAGUCUGCAAGCCACCUCGGAAGAUGAAGUGAACAUGUGGAUCAAAGGGUUGAACUGGCUCGUGACUGACACUGUCCAAGCUGCCACACCUCUGCAGAUCGAGAGGUGGCUCCGGAAGCAGUUCUACUCAGUAGAUCGGAAUCGGGAAGAGAGGAUUUCUGCCAAGGAUCUUAAGAACAUGUUGUCCCAGGUCAACUACCGAGUUCCCAACAUGCGGUUCCUGAGGGAACGGUUGACGGACCUGGAGCAGCGGAGUGGGGACAUCACCUACGGACAGUUUGCACAACUCUACCGGAGCCUCAUGUUUGGUGCCCAGAAAACGAUGGAUCUUCCUUUCCUGGAAGCUGGGACCCUGAGGGGUGGGGAUCGGCCUGAGCUCUGCAGAGUGUCCCUGUCGGAGUUCCAGCAGUUUCUCCUGGAAUACCAGGGGGAACUGUGGGCCACUGACAGGCUCCAGGUACAGGAGUUCAUGCUCAGCUUCCUCCAAGACCCACUUCGGGAGAUUGAGGAGCCUUACUUCUUCCUGGAUGAGUUUGUUACCUUCCUGUUUUCCAAAGAGAACAACAUCUGGAACUCCCAACUGGAUUCAGUGUGUGUGGACACCAUGAACAAUCCCCUGUCUCAGUAUUGGAUCUCUUCAUCCCACAACACGUACCUGACUGGGGAUCAGUUUUCCAGUGAGUCCUCGUUGGAGGCCUACGCACGGUGUCUUCGUAUGGGUUGUCGAUGCAUUGAGUUGGACUGUUGGGAUGGACCGGAUGGGAUGCCUGUCAUUUACCAUGGACAUACCCUCACCACCAAGAUCAAAUUCUCUGAUGUUCUGCACACCAUUAAGGAGCACGCAUUUGUGACCUCAGAGUACCCGGUGAUCUUGUCCAUUGAGGAUCAUUGCAGCAUUGCUCAGCAGAGAAACAUGGCCCAGUACUUCAAGAAGGUGUUUGGCGAUACCCUUCUUACCAAGCCUGUGGACAUCGCAGCCGACGGUCUGCCUUCACCCAACCAGCUCAAGAGAAAAAUCCUUAUCAAGCACAAGAAGCUGGCCGAAGGCAGUGCCUACGAGGAGGUGCCCACGUCAGUGAUGUACUCUGAGAACGACAUCAGCAAUUCCAUCAAGAACGGCAUCCUCUACUUGGAAGACCCCAUUAACCACGAGUGGUACCCGCACUAUUUUGUACUGACCAGCAGCAAAAUCUACUACUCAGAGGAGACCAACAGUGACCAGGGCAAUGAUGAUGAGGAGGAGCCAAAGGAGGUGAGUAGCAGUGCAGAGCUACACUCCAGUGAGAAAUGGUUCCAUGGGAAGCUAGGGGCCGGUCGGGAUGGGCGGCAUAUUGCCGAGAGGCUCCUCACCGAAUACUGCAUCGAGACCGGAGCCCCUGAUGGCUCCUUUCUGGUUCGAGAGAGUGAGACCUUUGUCGGGGACUACACGCUCUCCUUCUGGCGGAAUGGGAAAGUCCAACAUUGCCGGAUUCACUCCCGCCAGGAUGCCGGCAGCCCCAAAUUCUUCCUGACAGACAACCUGGUGUUUGACUCGCUCUAUGACCUCAUCACCCACUACCAGCAGGUGCCACUGCGAUGCAACGAGUUCGAGAUGCGCCUUACGGAGCCUGUGCCUCAGACCAAUGCCCACGAGAGCAAAGAGUGGUACCACGCCAGUCUGACCCGAGCCCAGGCGGAGCACAUGUUGAUGCGUGUACCCAGGGAUGGAGCCUUCCUUGUGCGAAAGCGGAGUGAACCCAACUCCUAUGCCAUCUCCUUCCGGGCAGAAGGGAAGAUCAAACACUGCCGGGUCCAGCAGGAGGGGCAGACGGUGAUGCUGGGUAACUCUGAGUUUGACAGCCUUGUGGAUCUCAUCAGUUAUUAUGAGAAGCAUCCACUGUACCGCAAGAUGAAGCUCCGCUACCCCAUCAAUGAGGAGGCACUAGAGAAGAUGGGCACGGCGGAGCCAGACUAUGGAGCCCUGUAUGAAGGACGGAACCCAGGUUUCUAUGUGGAGGCAAACCCUAUGCCAACUUUUAAGUGUGCAGUCAAAGCCCUCUUUGACUACAAGGCACAGCGGGAAGAUGAGCUGACCUUUACGAAGAGCGCCAUCAUCCAGAAUGUAGAAAAGCAGGACGGAGGCUGGUGGAGGGGAGACUAUGGAGGGAAGAAGCAGCUCUGGUUCCCAUCCAACUACGUGGAAGAGAUGGCCAAUCCCGCUGCUCUGGAGCCGGAGAGGGAGCAGCUGGACGAGAACAGCCCCCUGGGGGAUCUGCUCCGCGGAGUCCUGGAUGUGCCAGCCUGUCAGAUCGCUAUCCGCCCAGAGGGCAAGAACAACCGGCUGUUUGUCUUCUCCAUCAGCAUGACUUCCAUCGCACAUUGGUCCCUGGAUGUGGCCGCUGAUUCACAGGAGGAUCUACAAGACUGGGUGAAGAAGAUCCGAGAGGUAGCCCAGACUGCAGAUGCCCGGCUAACAGAGGGAAAGAUGAUGGAACGAAGGAAGAAAAUUGCCUUGGAGCUGUCUGAACUCGUCAUCUACUGUCGGCCCGUGCCCUUUGAUGAGGAUAAGAUUGGCACCGAGCGGGCCUGUUACCGAGACAUGUCGUCCUUCCCUGAGACCAAGGCUGAGAAAUACGUGAACAAAACCAAAGGCAAGAAGUUCUUGCAGUAUAACCGGCUCCAGCUGUCGCGCAUCUACCCCAAGGGCCAGCGGCUGGACUCCUCCAACUAUGACCCUCUGCCCAUGUGGAUUUGUGGCAGCCAGCUUGUGGCCCUCAACUUCCAGACUCCAGAUAAGCCCAUGCAGAUGAACCAGGCCCUGUUCAUGUCCAGUGGGCGCUGUGGGUAUGUGAUGCAGCCCAGCAACAUGAGAGAUGAAGUCUUCGACCCCUUUGACAAGUGCAGCUUGCGUGGGGUAGAGCCAUGUGCAGUCUGUAUUGAGGUCCUGGGGGCCCGGCACCUCCCCAAGAAUGGCCGUGGCAUCGUGUGUCCUUUCGUGGAAAUUGAGGUAGCCGGGGCCGACUACGACAACAUGAAGCACAAGACAGAAUUUGUGGUGGACAAUGGCUUGAACCCUGUAUGGCCAGCAAAGCCCUUCCAGUUCCAGAUUAGUAACCCUGAGUUUGCUUUCCUGCGCUUUGUGGUGUAUGAAGAAGACAUGUUCAGCGACCAGAAUUUCCUGGCUCAGGCCACCUUCCUGGUGAAAGGCCUAAAGACAGGAUACAGAGCGGUGCCUUUGAAGAAUAACUACAGUGAGGAUUUGGAGCUGGCCUCUCUGCUUAUCAAAAUAGACAUAUUUCCUGCCAAGCAGGAGAACGGUGAAGUCAGUGCCUUUGGCAGCUCAUCAUUCCGAGAACGGGGCUCUGAAUCCUCAGGCCAGCUACUCCAUGGUCGAGCCCGAGAGGGCUCCUUUGAGGCCCGCUAUCAGCAACCAUUCGAGGACUUGCGCAUCUCCCAGGAGCACCUUGCAGACCACUUUGAAAGCCGGGAACGCAGGGCACUUCGGAGAACUCGUGUCAAUGGAGACAACCGCCUCUAGACUCGACCACACUGGCCUUUGAGAAUUACAUGGGUGGUAGCAGCAGAUGCCUUGUGGAAUUCUGUGAACUGGUUUCUAUGGAGACGACACUGCUCUGGCUCUUCCUUCAGGCAGCCCUCCUGCAUUCUCUGCCUGCAGCCUGAUGUUCUGGUAGAGAUAUGUUACACAAAAACCAAGCCAUUGUUCAGCUCUUUUACUGUCCCAAGUCUGUUCACUCUUGUCCAGGGAAAAGGCAAGAAGACUGUAUACCAUGCCUGGCACUGAGCACAAACAUCUUGUCCCAACUCCCCAGAGACUGGUGCUCUCGUCUCACCUCUCCUGGAAAGGACAGGGCCUUUGUCCCAGCUCCCUCAGUCACAGGGAGAGUUGGGCUUGUCAGUCACCCAUCCUACCCACCAGAGCGUGUGGGAGCUCUGAGGAGCUCUGGACAGAUUCCUGAGAAUGACCAAGGGGCUGAUUACUGUCUUUGCUGUUUCCCUAAGGGACCUACAAAGACUAACCCCCAAGAACAAAGUUUACAUCCUCCUGUAGCUUUAAAACCACAAAUGAACAGUGUGAGAGGGCUAAUGUUCCUGAGUGGUUUGUACCUUGGCUGAUCCAGGCCCAGUGGUUGCCUUGUCAGUCAGACCUGAAACCCCCUAGGGGUGUCUAUGCUGAAUAUUCUACUUGGCAAGUGGGGUAAGAAAGGCAAUAUUGCAGACACACAGUAUGGCCCUGGAACACUAACCUUUCAGGAUGGAAUGCUCUCCUGAAGUUAAAACAUGUUACAAACAGCAGUAUUAUUUUUUCUUCUAAAUUGUAUUGUAACUAAGUUAUUUACUCCUCCCCAUACUGUUCCUGUCAUCACAGGUGAAUCCCCAAAGCAGGUGGCAUUUUAAAAAAAAAAAAAGACUGCCACCAACCACCCAUGUGCAGCUUCCUGAGCUGAGAUGCUCAGAGUUGGCUGGUUGGUGGACCUUCAAGCAGUGACUUAGUCAGUGUUAGUGGCAGUGCCAGGAGAGACUGGGGAGGAGAAUAGCUGACUUUUUAUUUUUUAUUUUUUUAAGGGAAAGAGGGCACAUUUUAGAACUCUUAAGUUUUUUUAGGCAUGAAAAGGGAAUAUGGAGUUGUAUUCAGCAAGAGCAAGGGAGGCCAUUAGGAAAUCCCUAUGUCUGAUGUUGAAUGGUCAGGAAGACAUGAAUGAAGUUGAACUAGCAGCUUGGAUACUGCAUAGUUUGUCUACCUGCUUGGAAUGACUGACCCUCUGGCCCCACGGAGAAAGCCUUCCCUCAGACCUGACUGGUAGACACAGACUUACUUUGGUUGGGAGAAUAGAUACUAUAGAACCUAUACCUGGUGUCUCCUGUCCUAGUCAUGAGAAGUCAGUGCCUGCCCUGGGGCUGAGGCUCACAGGGAGCUGGCCCUCAGCUGCCAUCCUUCAGCACAGGCCAACCUGCCAUCCCCAGUUUUGGACCCUCGAGACCUGACUGCCAAAUAAAAAGGCUUCAUGUGAUUCUCCCCCA